AUGGCUUUGAAUAAGCCCAACUGGGUGGAUGCUAUGCAUAAGGAAUUGAAUCAAUUUGAAAAGCUUGGGGUCUGGAAGCUAGUUGAAUUACCUAAGGGCAAGAAGUCACUCGACACACGUUGGAUUCUCGUUCAAAUCUACGUCGGUGAUAUCAUUUUCGGGUCAACGAGUUCAAAGUUGUGCAAAGAGUUUGAAAGCGUUAUGAAGAAGACGUUUGAGAUGAGUUCCCUGGGAGAAAUGACCAUGUUUUUGGGGCUUCAGGAAGACUCAACCGGAAUCUUGAUACAUCAAGCCAAGUAUGUUGAAGAUAUGCUAGAGAAGUUCGGGUUUGGAGACGCAAAACCUGCACUAGCACCGAUGGCCGAGAGACCACUGUUGACUCCAGAUAUUGAAGGCGAAUUUGUAGAUCAAACUGACUACAGAUCAAUGAUCAGAUUGUUGAUGUAUCUAACCGCAAGCAGGCCAGACAUCAUGUUCGUGGUUUGUCAAUGCGCAUGA
Messenger RNA from Lactuca sativa (garden lettuce), 498 nucleotides. NCBI's taxonomy places the organism in Eukaryota, Viridiplantae, Streptophyta, Magnoliopsida, Asterales, Asteraceae. The record is from RefSeq and is a predicted model, not a curated record.